Molecule: messenger RNA, 519 nt
Organism: Colletotrichum lupini
Lineage: Eukaryota; Fungi; Ascomycota; Sordariomycetes; Glomerellales; Glomerellaceae
Exons: 1
Coding region: 1-519 (172 amino acids)
Source: RefSeq, a predicted model, not a curated record
AUGCAGCUCACAUCAAUCCUCGUCACCGCCCUCGCAGGCCUCGCCACAGCCCGCUCAACCCCCUCCGAACGCCGCCAAACCUCAACCCCAAGCUGCCGCCUCGUCGCGCCCACAGACCUCAACUUCGGCGUCGCCGACCUCCGCUCCGGCACCGUCGUCACCAAAGUCCUGACCUUCCCCGUCGGUCCCACCACCGCUGGUCCCUGCCAGCUCGUCGGCGCCUUCAGCCAAGGCUUUCCCAUCGACCAGGGCGGCGACGCUUUCGCCCGCCUCAACGUGCGCGCGCUGGACGGUCCCGCUGCUGGUAGCUUGGUCGGUAGCUUUGGGCCGCUCGAGGUGGCGAAUGACGCUGUUGUCAAGGAUACCGUGCAGGUCGUCAACAGCUUUUCGUGCCGUGAGAGUUUGAGCUUCGAGUUUGCUAUUGCGAAUGAUGCGGAUGUUGACGUUGAUAUCAAUGUUGCAUUCACGGCUUCUGGGCUCGGCGGGUUCUUCGUGCAGGUUGGGGACCAGUGCAACUGA